Messenger RNA from Puccinia graminis f. sp. tritici CRL 75-36-700-3, 912 nucleotides. RefSeq lists its product as uncharacterized. Gene Ontology annotation, molecular function: histidine phosphotransfer kinase activity; protein histidine kinase binding. The record is from RefSeq and is a predicted model, not a curated record. The transcript has 5 exons. Bases 1 to 912 code for a protein of 303 amino acids. Lineage: Eukaryota; Fungi; Basidiomycota; Pucciniomycetes; Pucciniales; Pucciniaceae. Gene Ontology annotation, cellular component: nucleus; cytoplasm. Gene Ontology annotation, biological process: phosphorelay signal transduction system; phosphorylation.
AUGCGAGGUGUUGGGAGGAGGCCAGGUGGCACUGCCACAUGCCAAGAAAGCGAGACUCUAGGGGCCUGGCGGCGAGGCUGGGCGAAGACAACGAGCCAUCGAGCCUUGGAUAUUUCGUACUAUGUACCCGACGGGUUGCACCGUGAAGCGCUUUCCCCACGAGUUACAUCUCCACGUCCAGGAACAUGCACUGAAGAUUCAUCCGCUACACGGCACUCUGCCAUCUGUCCUUGCCGCCUUAAGCUCCAUUACAUAGCUCCUCGACAAUUUCCUCUUAAUCUCACGGCGACAAAAACCCCUGCCACACUAUUGGAAGCCAUGACAUCUGUUAACCAUUCUCGACAAUACGUCAUGUCCGACUCCUCCUCAUCUAACCGUCCUCAACAAUUGAACUCCGCCCGCACUCCGGGAGAGGGGUAUCCUUUUCCCAGGACACCUCGACCGCAGGGAAAUCUAACAGUCUCUGUAUCAAAAAAUCCAACAGAGAUCCCUCCUUCGCCAACCACGCCCCACCAAAGUUCAAUACGAUCAUCCUCGCCUAGCUCUCCAAUUAUCGAUACAGAAGUGUUCAAACAGCUUUUGGCUAUGGAGGAUGAAAAUUCUUCGUUCAGCUUCACCCACGGGUUGAUUGAUCUGUAUUACGAAGAUGGGAGUAGAACAUUGGAUCAGAUGAGGUGUGCCUUGCAGCCUUCGGAUUACUCCACAUUGGCUAGACUGGCACAUUUCUUACGCGGCUCAGCAGCCUCCGUCGGUAUUAUUCAAGUCGCCCGAAUUUGUGAAUUAAUUGAAAUGCGGAUUAUCUCCCAACAACAGUCACUCAACAAGGAAUGGUUCGAAUCCCAAAUCGCAGCCAUUGAGCAAGCCCAUGUGAUCUCACAGCAGUGGUUUCGUGACUUUUACAAUCAACAAUGA